UUUUGAUCUUCAGUCCAACCGCUUUGGGGACGAUCUCAGCUCCCCAGAGUCCAACAUGCUUUCGCCCCAGAUCAACACUUCGUUCUUCAGCCCGAUGGGUGAGGUUGCCCCUCCGGGCACUGUCUCGCCGAAGGAUCUGUUCUUCGAUGCUUCGGCUCCCCCGUCGACGACGUUCACUGAUCUCAGCACUCCCCCGCUGGAUACGCCUGGCUUCUUCAGUCAGAACACAUCUCCCAUGAUCAACACCGAGAUGGAUCUGAACGCCGUGCCUGAGGAGUGGGAGUCUCUGUUCCCUCAGGAUGGGUUUUCUCUGGACCUGGACUCGGCUGCCCUUGAGCUUGCUGCUUCGCUUCAGCAGCCCAAGGCGACCGGACCCCCUCCGACUCCAGUGAUCCGUGACAGCGCCUCGCCCGCGCCGUCUGCCUCUCCUGCCCCAUCCCGUCAGGGCACCAAGCACUCCACAGUGGCCGGUGUCAAUGCGCGCCAGCGGAAGCCGUUGCCUCCGAUCAAGUUUGACUCUGCCGACCCCGCCGCCAUGAAGAGGGCCCGCAAUACCGAGGCUGCUCGCAAAUCUCGUGCUCGCAAGCUUGAGCGUCAAGGCGAGAUGGAGCGCCGUAUUGAGGAGCUCGAGCGGAUGCUUGAAGAGUCCAAGCAACGCGAGGAGUACUGGCGAAGCAUGGCCAAGACUGGCACCAACUGAUCUAAAAAGUUUGGGUUUUUCAUUUCGGGUAUGGCAUGGGGUUUUGGUUUUGGUAUCUGUAUUGUGCUCAUUGUGCUAUUCUUAUCCCUAGUGGGCUCUGUGGGCGGGGGCGUCGAGCCUCCUGUCACCACCUGUCGGAAGCAUCAUUCAGUCUCCUGAGUGAUGCUUCCGACAGAUGAAAAGUUUCCUUUUGUUCUUGCGCCAUUUCCUAUGGAGCUUACACAGUGUACUUUUCGGUAGAUCUGCAUCUCUGCAUCUGCUGCUGUGAUUUACUCAUCCCCAGUUAUGUACUGCGGGUCUGUUUUAUGGUUCUUCUGCCUUUUCUGUUUCUAUGGCCGGUUCUGAUGUCUCCCACCUAUCGGGAUUGACUCGUGGCCACUAAUCUCUUUGUUUAUCUCGUGUACUUGACUGAUUCGAGUGCCUUUCAUGUUAUUAUCGUUGCGCUUAUGUACCAGACUGUGAACUAUGGUAUUCUCCAAUUCAA
Molecule: messenger RNA, 1184 nt
Organism: Aspergillus piperis CBS 112811
Lineage: Eukaryota; Fungi; Ascomycota; Eurotiomycetes; Eurotiales; Aspergillaceae
Gene: cpcA
Product: amino acid starvation-responsive transcription factor GCN4
Exons: 1
Coding region: 56-700 (214 amino acids)
Biological process (GO): regulation of DNA-templated transcription
Molecular function (GO): DNA-binding transcription factor activity
Source: RefSeq, a predicted model, not a curated record